Molecule: messenger RNA, 601 nt
Organism: Ostreococcus lucimarinus CCE9901
Lineage: Eukaryota; Viridiplantae; Chlorophyta; Mamiellophyceae; Mamiellales; Bathycoccaceae
Product: F-ATPase family transporter: protons (mitochondrial)
Exons: 3
Coding region: 386-601 (71 amino acids)
Biological process (GO): proton motive force-driven mitochondrial ATP synthesis
Cellular component (GO): mitochondrial inner membrane
Molecular function (GO): proton-transporting ATP synthase activity, rotational mechanism
Source: RefSeq, a predicted model, not a curated record
CUCAUUCCCGCCACAAACGUCUACCAUCACCUCCAUAGCCGCAAUUCACCACGAAACUACCCCGCUCGUCGUCAUCGCCGACCAGUCCGGCGAUUUACUCGCCCGUUCUGCCCUCGACGGCGCCGAGCUGCAGCGCGUCAAAUCCGCGCACGCGCCGCAGAAAUUUCUCACCCCUCGCGGCGGCGGCGCCUUCGCCUCUCUCGGCGCUUCCAAAAUCAUCCCCAUUCACGCCGGUAUCUUAAGUGCCGGCGGUGACGGCAUCGUCCGUUGCUUCCGUCUAGACAAAUCUCGCGUCGCCUAACGACGCGAGCAUAGUCGCGUUGUCACCGCACCCACAGCGCAGUUCCCCGCCACGAUCGCCCGCACAUUCACGCGCGUCUCCACCAUGAGCGCCGCCGCCAAGAACAGCGCCGCGUACUGGCGCAUCGCCGGCAUGAGUUACCUCAAAUACGCCAACGCGUGCGGCGAAGUCGUGCGUCAAAGCCUCAAGGAACCGUUCUUGACCCAGGCCAAGGCGCGCGAAACGGUGUAUUACAAGAUGACGAAGUACGCCGAAGGCAAGGCCGGGCAAUCGGUGAUCACGGAAGUGUUGCCGAAGUAG